Anopheles aquasalis is the source of this 2490-nucleotide messenger RNA. Its product is annotated as calmodulin-lysine N-methyltransferase. NCBI's taxonomy places the organism in Eukaryota, Metazoa, Arthropoda, Insecta, Diptera, Culicidae. The record is from RefSeq and is a predicted model, not a curated record. Gene Ontology annotation, molecular function: calmodulin-lysine N-methyltransferase activity. Gene Ontology annotation, cellular component: cytoplasm.
AGCAUCGUUCUUCGACCGGCGCAAAACCACCAGCCGUUACGGACUCGAGCGUCCUUUUAUCGUGUGUCUGUUUCUGUGCUCUGAUCUGGUGCGUCUACAAAUAUUCCUCCGAGGAAAUUAUGUUGCAGAAAACUGACUGACUUCUCGAAGAAAAGAAGAAAAAAUCGCGUUAAACCAAAAACCGCUUCAUCGACAACUGUUUGUCAUUAAAUCGGUUUCAUAACAAAUCCUGAAGCACAGCGCAGCAUCCACCCGAUGCUAUGAUGCUUUGAUCGUUUCACAUUAAAUCCUCACGGGCGGCGGUGAAGAUGGUUCGACGGUGAAAUGUGGUGUGCGGCAUGCAGCGCGUGUGUGUUCCUUCCUCCUCGUCUCAUUAGUUGUCCUCUCAAGCUCUCCCCCUCCUCCCGCGCUGGUAGUGUGUCUCGGUGGCCAUCAAUCAGUAUUAUGUUUAAUUAGUGCGAGGACAGCUGUUCGCGUGUUUGUGAACCGAAGCCGAACGAACGUGAUCUAUCUCUCUCGCCGGUUCGCAUCGCAUCCCCAUCGUCCGUUCAUUCGUCCGAUUGAGUCCGCUACGGAUUGGCCACCAUCACCACGACGCUCGCUUGGGCGGCACAACGUCUCCGAGAGUACUCUAAGCUGCUGCUGCUGCUGCUGCUGUUGGUACCACCACUACUGCCCCAGGCCGCUGUGUAGAAAGGGUGCCAAGGGAAGCAAUCGCAUCGUGCAGAACAAACUGGCACCGUAUUGGAGCACGUGUCUUCCUGAUAGGCCUUCCUGAGGUCGGCCGGGAGUGCCGAUAAGCGCAGAUAAACCAUCUUUGUGAGCAGGUGAUCCGAGGUGAUGUCGUCCACCAGUACCUGGAAGUAGCAAAUUGUCGUCUGUACUUCUGUGGAAACCGCAUCUACUGCUGCUGGUUGCGCCCAAGAAAGCCGCCACCCACUGGUGAUGGACACGCCGUACGCCGAUUGCUGACAGCGGACCACACGGUAGCGUCGCGUGCGAGCGUAAUGCGCUCGACGCCGGCGACGACGACGACGUCGACGAGGACGGAUGGCCAGGAGGAGGCAGAGAGAGCGAGGGUAGGCGGCCAGGAUGGUGACGACGAUGGUAGCAGCCGGCGCGAAGAUGACAUAAAUUGGAAAAUGUCAACCCAGCAACAGGUGACACCGGCCGGUUGGGCGACCGAGCGGUCAGCAGCGGUGAUGGUCACCGAAGCGCCAGCAAACGAUGUCGAUGAGGAGCAGCAAACCGGCCACCACCCGUCCGCUGUAGUGGUGGAUGAGCAGAAUAAUCCAAUUAAAUCGUUGCGACGGCAACGGCACUGUGAUAUAACCACUACGAAGAAUAAGAUUGAGAUGGCACCGGCUAGUACGCCGCCACUGCACGCCGCCGAUACGGAGCGCCAUCGUUUACGACGAACAGCGGCGAUCGUACCCGAUGACGAGGAUGACGGUGGUGAUGGCGAUGAAGGGGUGCUGACAACCACUAGCGAACCACAGACGGACGAUUGUGACGUCAGCAGGGGAACGGUAGUCGAUGAUAGCAAUGGCGGCAACCGCGAACCACAAGCGCCACACCGUGAUACGUCCAACAACAAUGGUCACCUGCUGGUGGUGGAUCGGAAGCCAGAUAAAACAGUGAACGCCCGGCGACGGUGGAAGCUUCUUGCCAAAGCACUACGCCAUGAUUCCAGUGAAGACGAUCAGUUCUCCAAGUUCAAUCUGAUCGAAGCAGACCGAGCAGGGGACGAAAAGGAUGAUAAUGUGUACGUGUAUCGGUUGUACGAUCGGUACAGGCUUAAAAUCCGGCUGAUCGGACCGGAGAGACCGUGGACGGCAACGGAGCUGAUUGGAUUCAACAAUACGGGCAACAUCUGCGUAUGGCCAUCGGAGGAAGCGCUCGCGUACUACAUCCUGUCGCAUCUGCCCCUUUUCGAUGGUACGAAGGUGCUCGAGCUCGGUGGCGGUAUGACGUGCUUGGCCGGGCUCGUCCUGGCCAAGUACGGGCAACCGGCGUUCGUCCACGUGACCGACGGCAACGAGCUGUCGGUCGAGAACGUCCGCAAGUCGCUGGUGUUGAACAAGUUCAACUGUACGAUCAAAUCGUCCGUGCUGAAGUGGGAUGGGCGGACGGUACGGGAGUUGACCGGUGGCGAGCGCUAUCAGUUCAUCCUUUCGGCCGACUGUCUGUUCUUCGACGAGUCCCGGUCGCAGUUGAUCGAUACGGUGUGGUUGCUGCUGGCCGAGGAAGGUGUCGCACUGAUAACGGCUCCACGUCGAGGUAACACCUUGAGUUUGUUCCUCAAUGAGUGCGUCGCACGGGGAUUCCACUACGAGCUGCUGCAGUGUUACAAUGAAGCGAUCUGGGCGCGACACCUGGAACUGAAGUUAAUGGACGGCUACGAUGAAAACACUCACUAUCCGCUGCUGGUCAAGAUGUACAAAUACGCACACGGUUCCGUACUGCAUCGGGUGUGACGAUGAAAGUGAC